Ilex paraguariensis (yerba mate) is the source of this 1166-nucleotide messenger RNA. Lineage: Eukaryota; Viridiplantae; Streptophyta; Magnoliopsida; Aquifoliales; Aquifoliaceae. The record is from the annotation of a GenBank genome assembly.
ACAGAGUUUCGGAGCUAAGAGUUCAGACCCACCAUCUUUUCUCAUGCCACAACAUCUGGGGUUUAUAUCACAAGUGAAGGGUACAGUUGAGUAGAAAUAAUGAAUGACCUACAGAAAUACUGGGAGUAAUGUCAAAAAAUGGAGCGUGCAAGUCCAUGAGCUCUAUUAAAAAAAUAUGUGACAUCUCUUUCAUCUCUUUCUGUACACUGUCAGAAUUCUUGCCAAAGUAGUUUGAGAGCAAUGGAAGACAAAACAAAGAAAGUAUCAACUUCUUCCAAAGGAUUAUUGCAGAGUGAAGAAUUAUAUGAGUAUCUCCUGGAGACCAGUGUUUACCCUCGUGAACCCAAGCCCCUGAAGGAGUUAAGGGCUGUUACUGCUACCCACCCAAGAGCAAUGAUGGGUACUUCUCCUGAUUCUGGUCAACUAAUGGCCAUGCUCUUGACUCUUGUAAAUGCUAAAAGGACAAUUGAAAUUGGAGUUUUCACUGGCUACUCACUGCUUCUCACUGCUCUUACAAUUCCGGAUGAUGGCAAGAUUACAGCCAUAGAUUUGAAUUGGGAUACAUAUGAGAUAGGGUUGCCAAUUAUUAAAAAAGCUGGGGUGGAGCACAAAAUCAACUUCAUCCAGUCUGAGGCUCUACCAGUUCUUGAUAAACUGUUGGAGACUGUAAGGAUUAACCAUCUUAGAUUGUUGGUUCUCGAUCGUGGUUGAUGCAAUUUGAACUCGUUUCCUUGCUUUCUAUCAUUAGGCAUAUCAUUUUUGGUUCAUUCUAUCGUGGGCUUUGUUGCAGAGUGACAGUGAAGGAAGUUUUGACUUUGCUUUUGUUGAUGCGGACAAAAUCAAUUAUCUGAAUUAUCAUGAAAGAUUGUUGAAAUUGUUGAGGGUUGGUGGGAUAGUUGUGUAUGAUAACACACUCUGGGGUGGAACAGUUGCAAUGCCCGAGGAGUCGGUUCCAGAAUGGAUGAAACCUGGCCAGCAUUAUACAAUUGAGCUUAACAAAUCAUUGGCAGCUGAUCCGCGUAUUCAAAUUUCUCAUGCUCCACUUGGUGAUGGGAUUACUAUCUGUAAGCGUCUAUACUGAUCUAUCACUUGAAUCUAAAGUAAAUCAGGUUUCCUGUCGAAACUUGAAAACUGUAAUGUUUAUGACAUAACUAUAUAUGAAAAGA